UCGGGCUGAGCCUUUGCAACUUUGGAGAAGCGGCAUGGUUACCGGAAAUCAUACAAAUCCAGGAAUAAUGAAUAUGGAUGAGGAGAAAAAACUGCAGAGCUCUCUUUCCAAUGGAUCUGCAGGUGAACAAGAGGAAGAUGCAGCUCAUGGAGAACCAGUAUCCAGAUGUUUCUCUCGCCUACCUUUUCCCUCUUACCUAUUGAUUGGAAUUGUCAUCAUUUCUUACCUCAUCUUUGGCGGUUUCUUCUUUGGGAUGGGAAUAUUAUACCACCAACGGAAUGCAAUAAAAUGUAUACCGGUUACAUGUCCACCUGGUUGGAUUGGAUAUGAGAGACGUUGCUAUAAAUUUUCAGAAGAAGAAAAGACCCAGAAUGAGAGUCAGAACAUCUGUACAUUGCAUAAUGCUUUCCUAGCCAACAUUACAAAGGAAAUGGAUUUUGUGAAGAAAUUCACAAGAGACCACGUCUUUUGGAUCGGCCUCAAGAGAGAACCAAAUCAGCCCUGGAAGUGGCUAGAUGGAGAAAAUUCAACGUUGGAAGUCAUGGGAAAUGGAGGAAACUGUGCAUAUUUGAACGAUGAUGGCACUGCCGGCUCAGGGACAUGCAGCAAUACACACCGCUACAUUUGCAAAAAAAAUAUGAUUUUAUGAGAUCCCAAAAUGUCUUUAAACUGAUGUUUUUAAUAUUUUCAACUGAGGUUUUAUGGUCAAAAGAGGAAAAUAUAAAAUUGUUAAAAGUAUUUGGAUAUUGAAGUGAAAGGAGCUAUACAGUAGUAGCCAAAAUUGAUAGAAGAAUUCAGAGACUGCCUACGUGACCGAAGAAAAUCAUCUGGGAUGAAAUGGUGCAAUGCACUGUGAAGUUGAGUGCAAGGUCUGUUCAGCGCAGACUGCAGGAAUUUGGUCUAAAAUCUAGAAUUCCAUGAAAAAAGCCACUUUUAUCUCUCAAACAAAGGUGAAAGGACUAAACUGGGCUAAAACCCGUGUUAUCUGGACAGAGGAACAAUGAAACAGUGUUAUUUGGAGUGAUGAGACCAAGAUCUCCCUAUUUGGUAGUGAUGGCAUAAAAAUUCACUUUUCUCAAAAAGUUUCCACAAUUUUGGCCAUUACUGUAUGUAUUACUGUUUUAAGUUAAUAACGUGUAUACAGAUGGCAACAGGUGAGAGAGGAAAAAACAAAUACGUUGACAUAAAAUACUGCAAUGUCAGAGAAGCAGUCAAAGAAAAUGUAACAGACCUAAUUUAUUGUCCAUCGGAAGAGAAUUUAGCUGACUUUUUGUCUUGCAUUUGUUUGAUGUCUUUACUAUAAAAGGGAAUGUAAAAUGGGUUUCAAAGUUCUCUCUUUUGAUUGGAAGAUCCCACUUUAUUACUCUAUUAAAUUGCUUUUCAAUGA
Molecule: messenger RNA, 1387 nt
Organism: Notechis scutatus (mainland tiger snake)
Lineage: Eukaryota; Metazoa; Chordata; Lepidosauria; Squamata; Elapidae
Source: RefSeq, a predicted model, not a curated record